AUGGGCCGACGCAAGAGUAACAGAAAGCCUCCUCCAAAAAGAAAGGCGGUUGUGCCCUUGCCAGUAGAGUUCAACUGCCCAUUCUGCAAUCACGAGGGAUCGUGUGAUGUGACGAUGGAUAGAGGACGUAGAUCUGGGAGGAUAGCGUGUCGAGUUUGUUUCGAGGACUUCCAGACAACCAUCCACUUCUUGACAGAGCCUAUUGACGUCUACAAUGAUUGGAUAGACGCGUGUGAGACUGCCAACUGAAUCCCCACUGCGUAUGCAUUGCGGUUCUGGUUGGUGACUGAAGAAUAAAAAUUAUCAAUAAGGGCAGUUUUGUAUCUUUUUUAUUAAUAAAAUAUUGUAUGUAUCGUAUAGUUAUGGCUUGAUACGGACAAAAUUGUAUUCACAUUUAUAUUGCAUAGAUUAAUUUGUAAAUAUAUUUUAUGUUAUACGCAUGUGCUUGUAUGAACUUUUUAUUUUGUAUCUACCUUAUUCCCUUUAAAUAUUUGAAAUAUGAAUUUACAACGAUUUCCUUAAUUGAGAAAUUGUAGAAGCUCCCUUAUAAACCAAUCUUUAAAUGUAAGCAUCCAGCAGUAAACAUUGGAGAAGAAGCAGGAAAUUCCCGUACAGGACCAAUAUUUUCGGAAUCCUACAACUGUCUUCGCCGUGACACCCUGCCGGCAGGCAAUAAGUCAAUAAUGUUUUUGCGGCUUAUAAUACAAGGGACGGCGCUAACUAGCGAGUCCGAGAAAUGUCAAACGGUUGAUCCUCAAGGGUAUCCGUGCAGGAGGUGUCCAUUGUCCAGCCCAGACAUAGCGGUACCCCGGUCGACGGUCGCAUGACUACCUGACGCCAUCCACCUUAACAUUUGCUUUACCCCUUUACCAAAGACAUUUCUGUUUAGCGACCUACCACCUCUCUUGAAUAACUUCUAUUCACCACUGUUCAGUUUAUACUAAGGUCCAGAAAAGUGGCAUUACCUGAAUAAUAUGAGCGUAUAAUUUUGUAGUUAGUGUAAAUCUAUGCAACGGCUACAUAUAUUACAUAAAUGGUGAAAUUCUAUAUGAAAACUUGAGCAAUAUAUUUCAAUAUUAAUAUUUCAAAGAGUUAAAGGACUGUAUCUAAAAAAUAAUAAUUUAUGUAAUAUCUUACAAGGGGCUGUUUAUAAUAUUACUUGAAAAAAAGCAAUGUGAAAAUCCACCGAUACAAUGUAUCUAAGUAUAUUUGUGUGGAACUAAUUGUGACCUUUUAAGUGCUGAAUAUUAGGAUAUUUUAAGUGUGUUUUUUUAAUGAGUUUAAAUUUUUAUACCGAAUACUACGAACACAAAAGGAAUAGGAGAGAUAAUACCUUAUUUAUUUACAAAAAUAUAACUCGAAAAUAUUGAAUUGGGUUUUUUAUUUGUCCGCAAUAAACUUAACCACGUGUGAAAACUUUCCUAGUAAACUGUUAUUUAAAGGCUGCAACAAAACCGGCAAUCUAUAAAUUUCUAGUGAUAAAACACUAUUUCAGUACCAAAUAGCACGGUGAGUCGAAAACCAUAAUGCGAGAUGUUUUUCGAGAGUAAUUUCAAGCAAUUAGAUAUAAUAUAUUAGUUAAAAGGUCUCUUAAAAUUGUAUUUAUUUCCGUUGAAAAAAGGACGUAAAAUGGUAAUACAAGGUGUAGUGGUCUAUUUCGAAAUUUUGCAUUUUUAAACCUUUGCAGGCCUUUCUUCUGAGCCCGAUAGCCGGCAAACCGUUCCCCAAAUCGGGAAUUGGCUGAGCGUUAGCGAAGUGUCAAUACUAGAUAGAUACAGAGUGUUUUUUAAUGACUUACUUAAAUUAUACAAAGUAAGGCCCAAUUCCUGGUGCACUAGACACUUGAAAUUUUGCACAACUCUGGAUUAGUUCGUGUAACGACUAGAAACCGCCUGGAACCUGGCGAUUUCUUCAUUUAAUAUACUCUCAAAUAUUCAACAUGGCUGACCAGUGCAGCUUAUUCUCGUAAGCUCUUUAACGGUCAAACAAGAGGUCGGACCUCAAAACCAACAGCAGAAUCGAAAGACAGAAUUAAAUUUUCUACAAGAAAGAACCAGUCACUUUUUUUCGUAUCUCUUACGGUUACGUCACAAAACGGCUUCAAAGUAAAAAUUUUCGUUAAGGCUGGAAAAUCGUGAAAGUUAACUCCCUGGCAUAAUCUAAUCUUGGACUUAACUUAUCACCAAAUUAUUAUUCAAGCAGAAAUUUGAUAACACGUCACUUAAGGGGCCUGGAGGCAUCGUAGCAUAGACGCUUAAAAGUAGCAAAUUCUUAAAAGUGCUAAACGGCGCAGUCUUUUCUCCCAAGUUGAAACAUUUAUAUAAUAUUGAUUAAAAAAAAAAUGAGAGGAAAGUUA
Messenger RNA from Homalodisca vitripennis (glassy-winged sharpshooter), 2356 nucleotides. Its product is annotated as transcription elongation factor 1 homolog. Gene Ontology annotation, cellular component: transcription elongation factor complex. The record is from RefSeq and is a predicted model, not a curated record. Gene Ontology annotation, biological process: transcription elongation by RNA polymerase II. The transcript is spliced from 3 exons. NCBI's taxonomy places the organism in Eukaryota, Metazoa, Arthropoda, Insecta, Hemiptera, Cicadellidae. The coding region runs from base 1 to 249 and encodes 82 amino acids. Gene Ontology annotation, molecular function: RNA polymerase II complex binding.